UUUUUCCUUACUUGUGAAAGGCUAGCUUAGCUAACUAACUAGCUGCUUCUUUGAUGAACCCAGUCGGUUGCUAGGUAACGGAAUAAUAACCGGGAAACCAUGGCGGCGUACAAGUCAAACGCAGAGGGCAUAGUGUCAGAUGUCCACAAGAGGAUUAAAGCGGCUUUUGAAGCAUUUGACUAUGAGUCUAACAACACAGUGGAUGUCCGGGAGAUUGGAACCAUCAUCUAUUCCCUGGGAUGCUUCCCCACUCAGGCAGACCUGCAUGACUUUAUAGCUGAGGUUGAAGAGGACCACACAGGAUGUAUCCAUUUGGACAAGUUUCUCCCAGCCAUGACGAAAGUCCUACUGGAGCACAAGUUCCCUGCCGUCCCUGAGGACCUUCUGCUUCAGGCCUUUGAGGUUUUGGAUAAAGAAAAUAAAGGAUACCUGGAGCCUGAGGAGCUGACAAAGUACAUGACAGAGGAAGGGGAACUGUUCACUCAGGAGGAGAUGGAUGAGAUGCUGACAGCACUCGCUGACCAUGAGAACAACCUUAUCUAUUACAAAGACUUAAUCAAUCAGCUGACCAUUGACCCUGACAUGUAGUCGAUUAUAUCUGUGCCCAGUGGUCAUAUCAGUACCAGAAGGAAGAAGGUUAUUCACUUGACUGAGGGUUAGUGUGUGCAGCCAAUGGACAAACAAUGAAAGCAGGGAUCAGCCAGGAACAUUAGCGAUAUGAAGUGACAUUAAAUGAAAUGUGCGUUGGGAGAGGGAAGGAGGACAUUAUGGUAAGAAAGCCAUGAUGUGACAAUGUCCUAGUAUUCAGGCAAGUCACAAGUGUCUCAAAGAAUUGUUCAUUUCAGCAGACUGCAUGAUGGGCAUGACCCUUAAACAAUCAAAUGACCCCACACCCCAGAAUGAGAAAAUAAACAAAGCGCAAUGAAUGACUUUAUCAGCAUAGCAUUUUAUCUUUCAUGCAUGAAACAGUUUAACACAGCACAGAGAUGACAUGAAUUAUCCCAAGAGCACAAGAUAGCAUUUUUUUGUGCAAGCAAGCCAAAAUCCUAUCAGCUCUGUUGACAACAAAAUGGCAACAAACCACUGAAGAUAUGUUUAAACAGUUUCAGUUCACAGUAAAGAAAUAACAAUCACCCGUUACUUUUGGUUUGCAACUGUGUAAGACGAAGGUGUUACAAAAUAAAACAUAAGCCUAUAGUAGUAGAAAAUGUGUGUAUUAAACAUUCCCUUGUAGCUAAACACCAAAAGUCACAAACAGAAUAAGGCUCAUUUACCCUAAACAUUAUCAAAUCCAUAUUCAGUUAACCACUAAUGUCUUGAUACACAGAGAAAAGAUUCAAAGGGACUCCUUCACCUUUACGUUCUUCUUUAUCUCUCUCAAUGUCAUACUUGUUGCAUUGUAACAUGAAAAAAUGUGUUCCUCAGUGAAAAUGGGCUUUAACGAGCAGCUAUACUUGACUGAUGUUGACGUGUUCUUGUCAUGUUGUGUUCAUCCUGAAAGGAAAAAAAUAACAAACUGGG
Molecule: messenger RNA, 1521 nt
Organism: Scatophagus argus
Lineage: Eukaryota; Metazoa; Chordata; Actinopteri; Scatophagidae
Gene: drc8
Product: EF-hand calcium binding domain 2
Exons: 8
Coding region: 100-588 (162 amino acids)
Molecular function (GO): calcium ion binding
Source: RefSeq, a predicted model, not a curated record